AUGACAGAAAACCAUUCCCCCCCUCGUACAGGCGCCGAAGUUCUGCCCUUAAGGUUCAUUAGCUCUACCCACCCCGAGCCUAAGAAGAAGCUGGCCCAUAAGAAGAGUAGAGACGGUUGCACAUCAUGCAAGAAAAGGAAGGUCAAGUGCGACGAAUCUCGCCCCUGCAGAAACUGCCUCAGGCGAAAUGAAGCAUGUGUUCCCUCACCAAAGCCGUCGAGCCCCGAGGCCGGAGAGUCGCCCCCGGCCCAGGGGCCGCUUGACUCCUCUGGGCCUGUCAACCUCUUGCACAUGGAGCUCUUCCACCACUUCCAACAUGUGACAAUUCCCACCCUCUGCUUCGACGAUAUCUGGCCGUCCGCCAUUCCGCUCGCAUUCAAGGAGGAGUAUCUGAUGACUGCCAUGCUUGCAGUCUCCGCACGGCACCUCAGCAUCCUGCGACCGCAGGAAACAGCCUACGCGGAAGCGGCGAUGGCUCUGUUGUCUCGCAGCUGCUCUAUUUUCAGUACCGUUCUUGACCGCGGCGACAAGUACGACCCGCUCUUCUUUACAGCGCAGCUCAUCCAUUAUCUUACCUGGUGCAAUCUGGAAUUUCUCCACGAUGAGCAUGUUCCGGACGGCCCGGUGCUGGACCUCUCGCGCGACCAGCUCUUCCUCCUCAGCUCUGGCGUAAGGGUGUUCCUGUCCAGCACAAGAGCCCAGGGUUCCGGCAGCAUCUUUUCCGGUGCCUCGCAGAACUCCAAGUGUGACGCGCUCGGCCUGGUUGUCGCGGAGCAAGGGAUGGAUCGUGGCAGCAUUGUCGAGGGUUUUAUGGCACGCUACGACGAGCUGACAGCCGGUGCAAGUCUCGACGAUUGUGCUGCUCAGAACGACACAGAGCGCGAGGCUUUCCGUGGCAUCAUCGAUCUGCUUUCAGUCAUCUUGGCGCUCCAUGCCCACCGCGAGACCAACACUCGGCCAAGUGAGCGAUCGGACCUGGAACGCUACAUACUCACCUUCCCACUCUUCUGCUUCGGGCCGUUUAUGGACAUGAUUGUAGCCAACGAUUCAAGGGCGUUGCUUGUGCUCUAUCAUUUCUACAACACUUCGCAGUUGCUUUUGGGGGACCGGACGACCUGGUGGGCCUCUGGUCGGAUGAAGACCAUGUCACAGCUGAUCAAGCAAGAACUGGCAAGACGGCAGCUGGAGACCUCAGUGGCAGGGUUGGGUUGA
Molecule: messenger RNA, 1212 nt
Organism: Colletotrichum graminicola M1.001
Lineage: Eukaryota; Fungi; Ascomycota; Sordariomycetes; Glomerellales; Glomerellaceae
Exons: 2
Coding region: 1-1212 (403 amino acids)
Biological process (GO): regulation of transcription by RNA polymerase II
Molecular function (GO): DNA-binding transcription activator activity, RNA polymerase II-specific; zinc ion binding
Source: RefSeq, a predicted model, not a curated record